Molecule: messenger RNA, 1626 nt
Organism: Rotaria socialis
Lineage: Eukaryota; Metazoa; Rotifera; Eurotatoria; Philodinida; Philodinidae
Source: the annotation of a GenBank genome assembly
AUGUAUAAUAGUGUUCUCAAACAGCGUUGUCUUUGCAAUAACGAUGUCAUAUUUUUAAUAGGUUCAACUGCAUUAAUAAGCUACAAUCCCUCAAUUUCAACACCGACACAACUGUAUACCCGACGCAUGGGCUUCAAUGCAAAAAAUAAGCAUGCCAUUGAUUCGGUAUACAUCUGCCAGAUAUGCGAUCUGAUUUUACGAGACCCUGUUCAACUUAACUGCGGAGAUCGCCUCUGCAAAUCAUGCGUUGAAGCGAAAGAAGGCGAAAAAAUUCAAUGUCCAGCAUGUGGCGAGCAAUCAGACAAAAAAGAUGUACUUCUCGAUAGAGGUUACAAAAAUGAUAUGCAGACAUUGCCUAUCGAAUGCACUCAUUGCAAUUGGCACGGAUCGCUAAAACAGUAUCAGGCAUAUGCAAAACGUUAUUUACAUAAAGGUGAUCACAUAGUACAACCUCAUCUAAAUGUGAAAUGUGAAUAUUGCGGCAAGACAUGUGAUUCAAUAAGUAAUCUUGAUGUACAUAAAGUAAAUGAAUGUACUAAAGUUACUGAAAUGUGUAGUCUCAAAAACUACGGAUGUUCAAUCCCUAUCAUUAAAGGCCAAAAAUAUGAACAUUAUAUGACUGAACAACAUCAAAUAGCGAUAAACUAUUAUAUAUGCCGUAAUGUAUCGAAAUCUCGUGUUGAUCAGUUUGACAGAGUCUACGGAAUGGAUACUGAUACGCCUUCUCAUACAACCGCCUCGUCAUCUGACGAUAGAAAUGUUCACUUACAAGAAUUAUCUGAAACAACUGAUAUUCUGGCUGGUGGAGGUUCAGCAUUGAAUGAGGACUGUCAAAGACUUACUAAUGAAUCGGUUUCUAUAAAAACUGCGUUGGAUACAUUGAGUCGUGAUUUCGCAGCAUUGAAAUUAAGUAUUGAAGAGCAGAAUAAAUAUUUGGAUAACCUUAAACCAUGUUCGGAUCUUCUCGAUCACCAGGUUUCAAUGCUGAAAAAAACUCUUGAAGAUUUACGAUUUGUUUCCUUUGAUGGAACAUUUUUAUGGAAAAUAACGAAUUUCAGUAGUAAAAUGGCCGAUGCACAGGCUGAACGACAAACAUCAAUUUAUUCACCACCUUUCUAUUCAUCUCCUACUGGCUAUAAAAUGCGAGUAAGAUUGUACCCAAACGGGGAUGGAAGUGCUCGUCACACACACGUCUCCCUCUUUUUCGUUCUUAUGCGAGGCGAAUAUGAUCCGAUUUUGAAAUUUCCGUUCAGCUAUAAAGUUACGUUUUGCUUAUACGAUCAAACACCUGCACAACAACAUAUCAUCGAUUCGUUUCGACCUGAUAUCAAGUCAAAUAGUUUUCAACGACCACGAUCCGAGAUGAAUAUUGCAAGUGGCAUUCCAAAAUUUUGCCCUUUGUCAGUAAUUCAACCAGAAGCAAAUUGUUAUGUUCGCGAUGAUUCAAUAUUCAUUAAAAUUAUGGUGGAUUUUGGUGAUACGCCGAAAGCAAUGUUACCAUUUGCACUAGGUCUCAAUCCAGCUUUUUCAACUAAUGUCCAACAAAUAUUGAUUCAUCAAGAAAAAGAGAAGCGGGCUCAACAAACUUCCACAUCAUCAACAACUGAAACAAUCUUACCGCAUUGA